Messenger RNA from Lachancea sp. 'fantastica', 1152 nucleotides. Lineage: Eukaryota; Fungi; Ascomycota; Saccharomycetes; Saccharomycetales; Saccharomycetaceae. The record is from the annotation of a GenBank genome assembly.
AUGGCCAUAACGGGAACUGGACUAUGGCUAGUGGCCGUGCUGGGCUACGUGGUGCAGACAAAAUCAGUUUCAUACGUCUAUGAUAUUUCAUAUGAGACGCAACAACAAAGACCAAGCCAGCGGGACGUUCUUUACCUGCUGUUUGUACACCUCUCAUCGUGGAUACUGGUCGCGCCGCUCACGCAGCUGUUUUCUCGAGUGAAAAACGGCUUUUUGAGCAGAAACGGGUCUUGGCUCGGAGACGCCAUGGAAGUCGACCCAGAGAUUUCGGGCUACAACAACGGCCGUUCCACACCGAACCAUACCUUGGCAUCCCGUUUCAAACAUCUGGUUCAAAUUGCGACCCUAGCUCUACUAAUAGUAGUUGCCGGAUACACAUUUUUCGUAGCUCUGGGACUAUCGCCGGCCGUGGACGUGGCUAUCAUGCACGGCACCUCCAUGUUUGAAAUCGUGUCAUUGCUGCUGGUGGUGAUGGGGCUGGUGCCCGGAAAGAAGCUCGGACGCAGUUUCGCGCUCACGGUGGUGAUUUUGAUCGGGAUCUUCAUAGUCUCUUACACGAAGGGCACUUGCGACCUGCUUUCUGGAAAACUGUCGAUGAACGAGUCCACAGGCGAACUGGACGACCCAUUUCUGUUCGAUCGGCUUAAGGGAGCACUGACUUGUGGAUUGGGAGCACUCACAAUAGGCCCAUUCUUUGUCCUGUGGAGCAAAUGGAGUGCAGCUUCUUCAAAUGAGUCCACCACCUCGAUUCGGCCAUUUUUGACGCAUACCGAAAGAUCCUACAUAUCCAACCUCGAAAUAAGCCAUUUGGGUGUUGCCAACUUGCUGAUAGUGGGCCCCAUGCUCUUUUUGAGAAGUGCAGGAGGUCCCUUCCAUCAAAAUAACACUUUGUCCAACUCCGCUUGGAUUCUUCUCUCUGUCUUCGCAGGCCAUCUCCCCAUGAUCUGGGCCCUCGUGCACUUGUCGGAUCGAGUAUCUUUGGCGUUCUCUUCAACGUGUUUCGUCGGGUUCAUUGUUUUCACAGCUCUGGCUGAUUGUAUCUUCGAUAGUGCCCAAGUGGUUGUUACAAGGUGGGAGGUGGUAGGGUACCUGAUGAUCAGCGUAGCAGGACUACUGCUGGCCCGCCAUCACUUGGUGGCCGCUAAAGCAUAA